AUGGGGUGUUUUUCCUCCCGAGAUAGAAACACAAGAGAUGAGAACAAAAGCAAGAGUGGUGGAAGAUUGCAAAGUCGUGGCUAUCAAGGUAGCACCAGAAGAAUCGAUGCUGGUUUGGUUUCUGUACCGGACAUGGGUUCGGUUGUAACUGAUUAUGGUUCCACUGCUCAUCAUCAUGCAAGUGGUUAUCAUGGCUGUGCUGGUGGAGGUGGAGGCGGAGGUUGUGGAGGAGGCGGUGGCGGCGGAGGUUGUGGAGGAGGUGGUGGUGGUGGAGGAGGCGGUGGUGGUGGAGGUUGUGGAGGAGGCGGCUGCUGA
Molecule: messenger RNA, 315 nt
Organism: Vigna unguiculata (cowpea)
Lineage: Eukaryota; Viridiplantae; Streptophyta; Magnoliopsida; Fabales; Fabaceae
Source: RefSeq, a predicted model, not a curated record